Molecule: messenger RNA, 1513 nt
Organism: Theobroma umbraticum
Lineage: Eukaryota; Viridiplantae; Streptophyta; Magnoliopsida; Malvales; Malvaceae
Product: protein SRC2 homolog
Biological process (GO): defense response
Source: RefSeq, a predicted model, not a curated record
GCAAUAAAAAUCUUUUGUUUGACAUGUAGUACAUUAAAUCUUUAAAGCAGUGCCAAUUAUAAUUAGCAACCAGCUUUGUUUAUGGUCAAUUUUGUCAUUGCAAGCUGAUAAUAUGUUAUGUGCUUUUUUUCAAACGCUAGCUACUGGUUUCCCUCUUUGUUGCUUCUGGAGCAAUGCUCAUGGCCUGGACUCUCGAAGCUGUCUGACUUAUUCAGACGUUGACUUUUAUUGGGAUAACAACUUCCACCGGGAUUUCCUCUAUCAAGCCAUGAUCAGAAAACGAAGUUUCUCUUCAUCUUCAAAGUCAAUCUCCAUACCUUCUAUAAAAUCUACUGGCUUCAUCAUCGCCUACAUUGACAUUCCCCGAUCUCCACUGUCUCAAUCUCCCCCUUUCUCAAUUCCCAAAUGGCCCCAAAACGAUUAAUUCUACCAGAUAAUUUUGGAAGGGGAAAUGGAGCGAAUGAGACCAUUGGAAAUAACCAUAAACUCUGCAAAAGGCCUCAAAAAGGUGAAGCACCUCUCCAAAAUGGACGUGUAUGUGGUCGUCAAAAUUUCAGGAGACCCCAGCACUGAGCAGAAAACACCAUUGCACAAGGACGGCGGCACCAGCCCCAAGUGGAACCAUCCCAUGCAGUUCACCAUUAACGAAACCCUCGCUCAAACAAAUUCUCUGGUCAUCACCUUCAAGCUCAUAUGUUGCCCCACCUUUCGUGGUGACAAAGAGAUUGGUGAAGCCCAAGUUUCGGUCAGGGAACUCCUUGACAAUGCCGGUAACAGCAACUCUACUGAGUACGUUACGUACCCUGUUAAGAAACCUUGCGGCAAACCAUUUCUAGCGAUCAUUUCUACAUUGACAUUCAGGUUUGGGGAGAAAACCCCAAGCGCAGUCACUGCAUAUCCUGUGGAUGGAACAGCAGUGAAUUAUCCACCGUACCCUCAGCCACAUAAUGCAGCUGUGCCAGCUUACCUACCAGUCGGUUAUCCGCCUGUAGGGUUUCAACAGCCGGUUCAGGAAGGAUACAAGCCAGCGUCAGCACCACCUGCCGGGUAUCCUCCUAUGGGGCCUGCAGGAUCAUAUCCUCCGCAACCGGCAGGGUAUCCGCCGGUGGGGCCAGGAUAUGGAUACCCGCCGGUUGUUCAGCCCGAGAGAAAGAAUGAGAGUGGUGAUGGAUUAGCGUUGAGAGCUGCAGCAUUGGUGGGAGGAUUGCUUGGCGGGAUUUUGCUAGGAGAUAUGGUGGCUGAUGCAGCCGCUGAUUGUGACCCAUAUGCGAAUGCUGCUGAUUACAUAUAAACUCUUUCUUUCUUUCUUGUUUUAUUUUCCUUACUGUUGGGCUUUCAAGUGCACUUCAAAUUCUCUGCCGACCUGUUUGACUGACUGCGACUGCUGUAAUUUGGUUUGUUUGCUAAAGUGAUGUUGCAUUUAAAUUGAGCAACAAAGUGUCGUAAUCAAGGUGCUGGAAAGAUUGAUCUAAGAAAAGAGUGGAUGAAUCUUUAUUCUUUUGCUGCUAGCCAA